AUGGGACCUCAUGAGAGAAGCUGGGCGACUUUUGGGUAUUUCGUCAGACUACUUGACUCAAGUAACAUAACGAAUGCGUAUGUCAGUGGUAUGAAAGAGUACCUAGACUUUCGAGGCAAUAAGUACCUGCUGCAAACAUUCUUCACUUGCGGGUAUCUAGUCGGCCAAGUUCCUUCGCAAUCCCUGCUCACUCGCAGCGCGAUCUAUUUUCAUCUUCAAACAAACAAGCUAAUGGCUGCCAAUUCGCCCUUCAAUUUACCUCCCCAUGGCCGAGCUUCUUUUGGACUGUUUGUCACCCUUUGUUUUGCCGCAGUCAAGGACGUUCGUCAGGUCUUAGCAAUGAGGUUCCUGCUUGGAGUUCUUGAAAGCCCCUUCAUUUUCGGCGUUCUAACCAUCAUGGGGAGUUGGUAUACCCCGCGAGAGCUUUCCAAACGGAUCUCAAUUUUCUACUUGGCCAGCUAUGCUGCCAGCAUAUUCAGCGGAUAUCCCUUGGUCGCAAUUUGUAAGGGUCUUAAUGGAGCCGGCGGUCUCCCAGGCUGGCAGUGGUUGUUCAUUUUCUGUGGCAUAAUCUCGAUCUGGGCUCCCAUCUGGGGAUGCUUCGCCGUCCCUGACAACCCUCAUAUUACAAAGGCCCUCUGGAAGCGUACAGGUGAGCAAUCAAAGCACAUAGCGCGGAUGGAAGCCAUCGACCGGCGCAAACCUAGGCCUUUGAUGAAAGCUAGGGUCUCAGCGAUAUUCACCAACUGGCCCAUCUACUUCUUCAGCUUCGCCUUGCUCAAGUCCUUGAACCGUUUCACGGUAUACCAAAUCAAACUUUUCCCCACUGCAGCACAAGCGGUCGGCCUUGUCUCUGAUGGACUGGGAAAGAGGUGGCAGGUUCUGCUGAUCUCAGCCUUUAUCGAUUCCAGCUACGCGUUGAUCUUUGUUGUAUAUGUUAUUAACGCCGCUUCUUGGGGCUUCUGGCCAGUACUUUAUGCGUGGGCGAUUGAGAUCAUGCACAAAAACAUGGAGGAGCGCGCAAUCGUCAUCGGAGUCGCAGAGACUCUAGGCCAGGCCUUCAUCGCAUGGGUCCCUGUGGUGAUCCUAGAUGUGGAUAAAUACGCGCCCUCCUUCCACAUGGGAUUCUCUGUCGUGUGUGGAGUGAGCGUUUUGAAGCUUUCGAGUAUUUUCCUCAUCAGAUACGUUGAGAAGCGAAAGGUGACGAAGAACGACCAAGAAAGUACUAGCGAGUGA
Colletotrichum godetiae is the source of this 1233-nucleotide messenger RNA. Its product is annotated as major facilitator superfamily domain-containing protein. The transcript has 9 exons. Gene Ontology annotation, cellular component: membrane. Gene Ontology annotation, biological process: transmembrane transport. Bases 1 to 1233 code for a protein of 410 amino acids. Gene Ontology annotation, molecular function: transmembrane transporter activity. Lineage: Eukaryota; Fungi; Ascomycota; Sordariomycetes; Glomerellales; Glomerellaceae. The record is from RefSeq and is a predicted model, not a curated record.